This is a messenger RNA of Saccostrea cuccullata (small rock oyster), 820 nucleotides long. Its product is annotated as complement C1q-like protein 4. Gene Ontology annotation, molecular function: protein binding. Lineage: Eukaryota; Metazoa; Mollusca; Bivalvia; Ostreida; Ostreidae. The transcript has 2 exons. The record is from RefSeq and is a predicted model, not a curated record. The coding region runs from base 136 to 696 and encodes 186 amino acids.
CUUUAGUAGUGGUAGCACUUAUUUUUGUAUCAUCCCUUUGGUCCACAAACGCACAACGACUACAUGAUUAGGAUUGUGGCCGAGUGUAGACCAGGAGUUGACUUUUUAUAGAAAUUGGAAGACUUGCGCAAUCUUAUGCUGGAACAACGUAAUGAAUUUAUAAGAGAUAACCAAGAGCUUAAAAAUCGAUUAACUUUUCUUAAGACGAUAUGGAACGAAAGAAAAGUUUCCUCAGGGAAAACACAAAGUCUUGGUCAGAAAACACAAUGUCCUUUUUAUGCGUAUUAUUCCGCCGAUUUCAAGUCUUUACCGAAAGGUCAAAGAUUCAUCUAUGAUACUGUUAUUACAAAUAUUGGAAAUGGAUAUAAUGAAAGUACUGGAGCAUUCAUCGCCCCAACUUUCAGUGUCUUUGCCUUUUCUUGGACAUUGCAUGCAGCCGGUAGACACCUUUUCGGGGAAUCUGGACAAUAUGGCGAGAUGGGAGCACUUUUAGAAAAAAAUGGUAUUAUAAAAGGCUCCAUCGCUGCAGAUACAGAGAUGAAAAGUAAUCAAGGUACUGCUACCGGAUUUGUGAUUUUGAAUCUGACAGCUGGAGAUGAAGUAAAGAUUCUUUCUAAGUAUGAUGGUCAAGGGUCCAUGUACAGUAACGAUGUAUAUGGCCGAACAACAUUUUCUGGAUUCGUGAUUAAUCCAUAGUUCCAAGAGUUCCGAAUCACUACUGAAAUGUUUAUGGAAAUAAUAUGACUAAGAACUUACCUGCCGAUAUGCGCACAACCGUUUUUAUUUUAUUUUUGAUUAAUUCUAUAUUUAAUGCACAAUC